AUGUCCUUCUCUUCCCUCGUGCAGGACAUCGCCUUCCGCGACUCACCGUCGCAAACAAAUGCACGGACAGGUGCCAGCAACGUCAGUAACAAUGACACUCAGUCUACCAUCUCCCGGCCGUCACAGGCUCGAUCCUACACUUCGACUGCCGCCACCAGUGUGAGCAUUGCGGGCGACAUCUCAAGCCAGCUUCAUGCCGGCUACAGCCAUCCACUUUCCAGAGCAUGGCAAGCGGAGAGACAGUUGACAAAGUCAAUGCUCAUCUACCCUCUCUUCAUAACCGACAACCCUGACGAAAUGACUCCCAUUCCAUCCCUCCCGAACCAAAGUCGCCUGGGCCUGAACAAACUCGUCCCUUUUCUCGCUCCUCUGGUCCAGAAGGGCUUGCGCUCUGUCAUUCUCUUUGGCGUACCUCUCGCUCCCGAUGCAAAAGAUGCCCUAGGCACAGCAGCCGAUGAUCCCGAAGGUCCCGUCAUAAAGGGCAUUCAACUCAUUCGUCGACACUUUCCUCAACUGUUUGUCGUGGCAGACGUUUGUCUCUGUGAGUACACUUCUCACGGCCACUGCGGAAUUCUCCGCGACGACGGCUCCCUGAACAACGCCAUGAGCGUUGAACGUAUUUCCGACGUCGCAAUGGCGUAUGCUCAUGCUGGCGCGCACUGCGUAGCGCCGUCGGACAUGAACGACGGACGCAUUCGCGCCAUCAAGCUCAAGCUCAUUGAGUCCGGGCUCUCGCAUCAAGUCAACCUGAUGAGUUACGCGGCUAAAUUCUCGGGCUGCUUGUAUGGGCCGUUUAGAGAUGCAGCGGGAUCGUGCCCAAGCUUUGGGGACCGGAAAUGCUACCAGCUGCCUCCUGGUGGCCGAGGACUGGCUCGCCGCGCCAUCCCCCGAGAUAUCCAAGAGGGCGCCGAUAUCAUUAUGGUGAAACCCGCCUCGUCCUUUCUAGAUAUCAUCUCAGAUGCCAAGGAGAUCGCGAAGGAUAUGCCCAUCGCGGCGUAUCAGGUGAGUGGAGAGUAUGCCAUGAUCCACGCUGGGGCCAAGGCGGGCGUGUUUGAUCUGAAAACCAUGGCCUUCGAGAGCACCGAAGGCAUCUUACGAGCUGGGGCGGGCAUCGUCGUGAGCUAUUUUACACCAGAGUUUUUGGAUUGGUUGAGCGCCUAA
Fonsecaea erecta is the source of this 1161-nucleotide messenger RNA. RefSeq lists its product as hypothetical. Gene Ontology annotation, biological process: heme biosynthetic process. Gene Ontology annotation, molecular function: porphobilinogen synthase activity; zinc ion binding. NCBI's taxonomy places the organism in Eukaryota, Fungi, Ascomycota, Eurotiomycetes, Chaetothyriales, Herpotrichiellaceae. Gene Ontology annotation, cellular component: cytosol. The record is from RefSeq and is a predicted model, not a curated record. The transcript is spliced from 2 exons. The coding region runs from base 1 to 1161 and encodes 386 amino acids.